This is a messenger RNA of Funneliformis caledonium, 738 nucleotides long. The record is from the annotation of a GenBank genome assembly. Lineage: Eukaryota; Fungi; Glomeromycota; Glomeromycetes; Glomerales; Glomeraceae.
AUGGUGGACGUCGAGCUGACCUGCUGGCUCUUCAAAGAUGUUGAAGAAAAUUCUAAAGAAUUCACCAUUGUUGUCCAUACCACCGAUUAUAUUGAUGAUCUCAAAGAGAAAAUUUACGAAAAAGUCAAGAAGACAAAUAACGAUUUCCUUGAGAUUGAAGCUGAUGACUUAAGGUUGUGGAAGGUGGAAAUCGAUAAUAACAGUGAAGAAGAAUUUUCUAAUCUUGUCUUGAAUAACAAUAAAACGAAAAAUGUAACUAAGCUUCGAGAAAGGGUUGAAAAUUUUUGGGAUGAUGAAGAAAGGCGACCAAAAGAAGGAUGUACGCAUGUUAUCGUUGAUUCCUCGCUUCUAUCCAAAAAUAGAGAAUUAGUUAAAAUGAAUCAGAUCAAUCAGGAUAUAAUGGAUCAGCUGACACAAAGGACAGCAAAUUUGUCAUUCAAUCAAGAUCAUGAUGUUGAGAAAGAUACAGAAUUUUUUACUCAGCUUUCUGAUAUGCUAGAUGCAAUAAAGAAACGAUCACGAUUUUAUGGGAAUACGAAAUUACAGCUCACAUUUAGAGAUAAAAUUGUCCAUGAAGGUGAUGAAGUUAAAUACAGAACUAAUAAUGUCACCAAAGUCAUUACUACUUUAAGAGUAGCGGAAGGAUGGGCUUAUAUUAAUUACGAAAAAUCUUUUCAUCCCACUGUAACCUCCUUUUUGAAGAAAAAAUUGGACGUAAGUGAUACUUCUUGCUAUUAA